Messenger RNA from Ictalurus furcatus (blue catfish), 3392 nucleotides. It is a transcript of the gene smad3b, whose product is annotated as SMAD family member 3b. Gene Ontology annotation, biological process: BMP signaling pathway; regulation of transcription by RNA polymerase II; anatomical structure morphogenesis. The transcript has 9 exons. The record is from RefSeq and is a predicted model, not a curated record. Gene Ontology annotation, cellular component: heteromeric SMAD protein complex. Bases 203 to 1477 code for a protein of 424 amino acids. NCBI's taxonomy places the organism in Eukaryota, Metazoa, Chordata, Actinopteri, Siluriformes, Ictaluridae. Gene Ontology annotation, molecular function: I-SMAD binding; RNA polymerase II cis-regulatory region sequence-specific DNA binding; DNA-binding transcription factor activity, RNA polymerase II-specific.
GCGACAUUACUGCGCUUCUGCACUCAGCGCACUACAGAGUUGGUGUUUAAGCCGUUGGCUAAAUGUCUGUUGCAGGAACUAAAGUUUCGUUAACUGAUAUUUGGCGGAUAUUUUGGUGAAAUCCCACGGGAUUACUUAUUUUCUCUCUCCAGAAAGCACCUGACCUGACCGUGCGGAGAGGCAGAGAGUGAAGCCGAACAUCAUGUCUAUCCUGCCGUUCACACCUCCGAUUGUGAAGAAGCUCCUUGGAUGGAAGAAAGGAGAGCAGAAUGGACAAGAAGAGAAAUGGUGUGAAAAGGCGGUGAAGAGUCUCGUGAAGAAGCUAAAGAAGACGGGGCAACUCGACGAAUUGGAGAAGGCCAUUACUACUCAGAAUAUAAACACGAAAUGUAUAACCAUACCGAGGUCUCUGGACGGGCGUCUGCAGGUGUCGCACAGAAAAGGCCUCCCUCACGUAAUCUACUGCCGGCUGUGGCGCUGGCCAGACCUGCAGUCACACCACGAGCUGCGUGCUAUAGACCAGUGCGAGUUUGCUUUCCACACAAAGAAGGACGAAGUGUGCGUCAACCCCUACCAUUACCAGCGCGUGGAGACACCAGUUCUUCCUCCGGUACUGGUUCCCCGACACACUGAUAUCCCUGCUGAGUUUCCCCCUCUGGAUGACUACAGCCACUCUAUCCCUGAGAACACCAACUUUCCUGCAGGCAUAGAGCCUCUGAUAAACUACAUACCUGAGACACCCCCUCCAGGGUAUCUCAGUGAAGAUGGUGAAAGCAAUGAUCAGCAGAAUCACAGCAUGGACACAGGUUCCCCAGACUUGUCACCUAGCCCUGUUUCCCCUGCAAGUAGCAACCCUGACCUGCAACCGGUAACAUAUUGUGAGUCAGCGUUCUGGUGCUCCAUCUCGUACUAUGAGCUGAACCAGCGGGUAGGGGAGAUAUUCCAUGCAUCGCAGCCCUCUCUCACUGUGGACGGCUUCACAGAUCCGUCCAACGCUGAGCGAUUCUGCCUGGGUUUGCUGUCCAACGUGAACCGCAACACCGCUGUAGAGCUCACACGCAGACAUAUCGGUCGGGGAGUACGGCUGUACUACAUAGGUGGUGAGGUGUUUGCAGAGUGUCUGAGUGACAGUGCCAUCUUUGUCCAGAGUCCUAAUUGCAACCAGCGCUACGGCUGGCACCCCGCCACAGUGUGUAAGAUUCCUCCAGGCUGUAAUCUAAAGAUCUUCAAUAACCAGGAGUUUGCGGCUCUGUUGGCUCAGUCUGUGAAUCAGGGAUUUGAGGCUGUGUACCAGUUGACCCGCAUGUGCACAAUCCGCAUGAGCUUCGUCAAAGGAUGGGGAGCAGAAUACAGGCGCCAGACUGUAACCAGCACCCCCUGCUGGAUAGAGCUACACUUAAAUGGCCCCCUGCAAUGGCUAGACAAGGUGCUCACCCAGAUGGGCUCACCCAGCAUCCGCUGCUCCAGUGUGUCAUAGAUGACCCAGCACCACUGACUUCACAACCAGGAAGCACCAACCGCAUGAGAAGGCUGGACAGACAGACAGGCGUCCUCUCAAGUGUUUCCUUUUAGUGUCACUCCACUGCUUGCUGGUUCAGUCAUUUCCACACACACAGAGUUUUGAGCACUUUCUAUUGCUGAUACCUAUACAGCGUGGCUUGUAUAGCUGUGCAUGUUAUGUAGAUUUGUUUUGGUCAUACAAAGAUAGGUAUAUAUUUUGGCUGUUUUUUUUUGUUGUUUUUUUUUUUACAUUUAAUUUUAAGCUCGGCUUAAAACGCGAGGUAUCGAACCUUACAGAGUUUAAACACUUCAUAUUCGUUGAAGAUGGAUAUGGAGAAAUAACUGGUGAAGUAGAUUUUUAUUAUUAAUCGCCUACAUACAGCUUGCAGUACGUGAAAAGCUGCAACCCUUAAAUUUGGGGAAUCUGUCCGAAUUUCUCUCAGGCCCAGCAGUUUGCUGUGCACGCAUUUAGCAACUUCAUAGGCCUGAGAGGGUUAGUACGGCGUCCCCACGGCCUUCGUUCGAGCGGCUGCGUGGGAGUAUAACCCCCUAGCUGUUGGCUGUUUUCAAGUGAACAGUAGCUAGGUACUGCUCUUAUGGUGUGUUGGUGCUCACAUGCCAUACUGGGCUACAUGCACUGAGCAGUUCAGCACAAUUUCUAGGAUGAUUCAGUGCUGUUAAUCUGGUUAGUAUUCUUUUUUUUUUCUUUUCAUAGUAUGAAAACUAGAUGUCUGUCUAUUUUCAAAAUGAUACAAAGCACAUCUUGAUACAAGAUGUCUGAAAGAUAUAUUUAAGAUUUAUGUUGUGACUUGGAGCUAUUUUUAUGCGAAACUAUGUCAUUCAGAUGCUACUAAUUUUUUUUGACACUGGUUUCAGGAAAAAUAUCCAGCAGGUAUAAAUCAGUAUAAAAAAUUUUUUUUGAUCCAAUAUAGAACAUUUGGGUGAAUUGUGUUUAUAGUGCCCAACAGCACAUUAAGGAUUUGGUAAGGAACUUCUCAAACACGUCAUUCUGUGAAGAGGAAGGUGUCUUGUAGGUGUAAUUAUGUUUUGUGUGGUAAAUCAUGUUUAAAAUGUUAAGUCUUUUUACUACAUUCACGAAAUCAUCAGCACACGCUUCGGCAUAGAGCCUGUGUUCCACUUUCUUUAUCUACAGAGCAUAUGAACAGUUUCUGAUUUUUAAUCAAUAUAAAACUAAGCUCAAAGUAAAUAAAGUUACUCACCAUGGUCCAGAAGACUGCAUGUCAAAGACCAGCUACAGCUUUCUCAAUCGUUCUCCAUAACAAGUUGCAGUGCAAUUAAGCUGGAAAGGGCUACACAUGGCUCAAAGGCUCAGGCUGGGAAAAUGUGAGAAUGGUGUCGCAAAAAAAUGUACAUCGUUAUCUGUGUGUUAUCUUUGACAGCCUUUUGGUUAUAACGUUACAAGCCCUUGGUAUGUUUUGUAUCAAAUACAGAAAAAUUGUGCAUUUUUAUGGUACUUAUUCCAGUGUAGCGCAACCGUAACCAUGUGAAGCACUUGUCUUUACUACUCUGUCAGAGAGUAAACAAAUCAUUCUGUUAAACGCUGGAAAUUGAAGUUUGUCAGUGACAUAACUGUAUCCAUUGUUUCAGGAGAAAAAAAUUAACUUGCAAAAAAAAAAAAAAAAACAUUUUGCUUAAUAUUAGAUUUUGUCAUUCUUAUUUUUGCAUAACAACCAGACUGGAGAGUUCAGCAGUGUCUUGUUCUAUCACCCAGUGUAUAUUAUGUCAGAGCCUGUAAGAAGGGCCACAGUGAGUAGCACAGAACCAACUGCUUUACGUUUCUUUUUUUUCCUCUCUCAUGCUUUUUGCUUUGCUACUUCUUGUCUGCAGCCUCAGCUUUAUUAAAGUGAUUAUUAAAGUUUAUUAAAGUGAUA